AAUAAAAUAAAACAAUAAUUAUCUUCAUUUUCAUAUGUGUGUGUGCUUAUAAUUGAUUAAACUCAACAAUUUGGAUGAUUGACAAAUUUUCUAAAAAUUGAUAAGUCAUAUUUUUUUUACUAACUGAAUAAUUUGAUUAAAGACGGCAUAUUGAAGGUUUUGAAAAUGCGUUCAUCAUUUUUGAUUUUAUCAAUCAUUAACCUUCUAACAAUCGUUCAUUGUGUUAAUUAUGAACCGAAUUGGAAAUCAUUAGAUGCUCGUCCAUUGCCUGAAUGGUAUGAUCGGGCGAAAAUUGGAAUCUUUCUACAUUUCGGUUUGUUUUCCGAACCUUCUUAUGUUUCUGAAUGGUUUUGGGAUUUUUGGCGUGACUCAUCUACUCCAUAUGUUUGGCAACAUACACAACUUUUACGGUACAUGAGAGAUAAUUUCAAGCCGAAUUUCACCUAUGCAGAAUUCGGCUCCAAUUUUCGAACCGAAUUCUUCAAUGCUACUCAAUGGGCAGAAAUUAUUAAAAAAUCUGGAGCUAGAUAUACAGUUUUGACCACCAAACAUCAUGAAGGUUUUACAUUAUGGCCAUCAUCAUAUUCAUUUCAAUGGAAUUCAAUGGCUUUAGGACCUAAACGUGAUAUUGUUGGCGAAUUCAGCGCAGCCAUUCGAAAAAUUGGCAAUAUUCAUCUUGGUCUCUAUUAUUCGUUAUUCGAAUGGUUUCAUCCAUUAUAUCUGAAAGAUAUGGAACACAAUUAUACUACCCAUGAAUAUGUACGAUUGAAAGCUCGACCGGAACUAGAAGAACUAAUUAAUACAUAUCGACCGGAGCUUUUGUGGUCAGAUGGUGAUGCUGUGUAUAAUGAUACCUAUUGGAAUAGUACCGAUAUCUUGGCAUGGCUCUAUAAUGACAGUCCAGUAAAAGAUGUAAUCGUAACGAAUGAUCGAUGGGGAACAAAUUGCCACAACAAACAUGGUGGUUUUUUCGAUGGUCCUGAUCGCAAUAAUCCAGAUUCAUUGCCUAAACAUAAAUGGGAAAGUGCUAUUAGUAUCGACCAAGUGGCAUGGGGUUAUAGAAGAGAAGCUUCACUUGAUCAAUUAUUAACUAUUAAUGAAUUAAUCCAUCAACUUUUAAAAACAAUUAGUUUUGGUGGCAAUUUUCUUGUUAAUGUUGGACCUAAUAAAGAUGGCCGAAUAAUGCCCAUUUUUGAAGAACGUUUAUCUCAAUUGGGAGAAUGGUUGGAAAUUAAUGGGGAAGCAAUUUAUGAAAGUCAAAUUUAUGAAAAAUGUCAAAUGUCAAAGAAUAAUCAAACAUUUUAUACAAAGAAAAAUGAUGGUAUCUAUGGAAUAACGUUGGAUUGGCCAAAUGAAGGUAUUAUGGAAUUUGAAUGUAUCGAUUAUGAUGAUGUGAAUCAGGUUACCAUGCUCGGUUCUGAUGAGUCAAUAAAAUUUGGUCCAGGUUCAAAUGGAACAUUGGUAAAAUUUCCAAAAUGGAUUCCUAACACAUUUAAAUACGCAUAUACUUUUAAAUUUCAUGUUUGAAAAAAAUUUAAAGACUUUAUUGCAUAUUAAACAAUUCUUUAUUAAUAUAAUUAUAUUAUUAAUUUCACAAAAUAAACAAAAAACCCCAUCUAUAAAUUCGUGAUAAA
Molecule: messenger RNA, 1634 nt
Organism: Dermatophagoides pteronyssinus (European house dust mite)
Lineage: Eukaryota; Metazoa; Arthropoda; Arachnida; Sarcoptiformes; Pyroglyphidae
Product: alpha-L-fucosidase-like
Biological process (GO): glycoside catabolic process; fucose metabolic process
Cellular component (GO): lysosome
Molecular function (GO): alpha-L-fucosidase activity
Source: RefSeq, a predicted model, not a curated record